CUGAAGGGGUUGCGCCAUCUAUUUUAGAACGUCCGUUGCUCGCGCUCACCUGCGCUUCUAACCGUCGCUUUGCUAGGCGGUCGUCGCUUCUUACCAUCCUGUGGUUGCACUGCAAAGCUAAGCCUUGGAAGAUAAUCUGGCCAGUACGAGUGCAGCUUUCCACCAUGUUCAGAGGGCGGCUCCAAUCACUGCUCCGCAGCCCGAGCACCCCGGCGUGCGCGUACAAGCAGGAAGACAGGAGCGUCGUCUUCUCCCUCCGCUCCAAGAAGGUCGCACUGCUAGCACUCACGGCCUUCGGCGUGGUGGCCGCGCUCUCUUUCGUGCCCGAGCUGCACUUCACGGUCACGCAUGCCGACGACGAAGACAAACACUUCGCCAUAUUCACCAAGAGCUGCAUGGUCCCUGACUACGACCCUUGGCAUCCGUCAGUGAUGCCGUACGUCAGCACAACGCGUCCCAUCAGCUGUUCGAAAGACCCGCCAUACAGCUACACUGAUAGGACCAGGAUUUUCAUCGACACAUCGGCCAUGACAAUGACGGCAAACAAGACAAAAGCGAAGCCACCAAUAACAUGCUGCUAUCGCAUCGUGGAUCGGCCGUCCACGGUUUACAACGACAGCAUCACCACGUAUAAGGGUCCUUGCGUGCCCGUGACAAAUGGUACGACCAUCCACGUCGAGUUCAUCCGGCUGACAUGCCUGGACGCUGAGGGGGCGCUCGUCUACGCCAACUACCAUGCGUUCGUGAUCCGCAAGCCCCGCGUCGAGAAGCGCUGCGCCCGAAGCCUGCGCCGCCGGGCGCGAGAUGGAACCAACGACAGCGACUUCGUUUCACCGGUGCCGAAGCGCGGCAAAUUCGCCUACAGCGUGCUCCUGCUGGGCGCUGACUCGCUCUCGCGCAACAACAUGAAGCGCUCGCACAGCCAAACGGUCAGGUACCUGGAGAAGCGGAUGCGUGCCGUUUGGUUGAACGGCAUGAACGCUUUGGGCGAGAACACCUUGGAGAACGUCGUGCCGCUACUCACGGGGCGACACAUUGAGGAAGUCAAGAAAGAGUGCUGGAGGGACUCCUCUCAGUUCUGGGACAACUGCUCUUUCCUCUGGACGGAGUUCGCCAACGCUGGCUACCGCACCUUGUACGCCGAGGACCAGACCGUGAUAUCGACGUUCAACUACCUGAAAUCGGGUUUCAAGAAACAGCCCACGGACUACUACUUGAGGACGCUGCUCCAUCCCUUUGAAACAAAUCUGGGUCGUUAUAAGCUCCUGAACUGCUACCUCUGCGUGGGCCAGUCUCUGGUCGCUGAAGUGGUGUUAAACUACACGCGCGACUUCGCCAUCACCUUCAAUGACGAGCCGUACUUCGCCUUCACCUGGGUCAACUCGCUCACGCACGACUAUGCCUCGACACGCUGGGGUGGAGACGAGAUCUUCCUCAAUUUCUUUGAGUCGCUGUACGAGGGCGGCCACCUGAACAGAACCAUCGUGGUGUUCUUGAGCGACCACGGCAUGCGCUGGGGCGGCAUCCGUCGCACCUUCGCCGGCCUGCUCGAGGGGCGCAUGCCGGGCCACCUGUGGUACCUGCCGCGAAGCCUCACCCGUAGCCACCCGCACCUCCUGCACGUGCUCCAGGAGAACGCGCACCGCCUGACCACGCCGCUCGACGUGCACGCCACGCUGCGGAGCGUGCUGGAAGACUUCAAGCUCCUCGACGCGCCCACCACCGAGCCCUUCUUGCGGGAGACGCAGCGCAAGUACGGCGGAAUUCGCAUGACGUCGCUGUUCACCCCGGUUCGUAUGAACAGGACAUGCGACGACACCGGAAUGGAGAAACAGUGGUGCUCGUGUCUACGCCGAACAUCCAUCUCAACGUCUUCGCGGCCAGUCCCUCAGGUGGCCGAAGCAGUUGUCCGCGAAAUCAACCGCAUACUGGAGCCGUACUCCCCACGAUGCGCUCGGCUUAGCCUCCUGCACGUUGACAGCGCCUACGCUCACGUCAUCGAAGACCCAAGGAACAGCGUCAGCUUUGCACCUUCAUGGACAGAGUGGCUUUUUUCUGGCGGCGGUUGGGGUCACACCGACGUCCGGGAGCUCACCGUCACCCUCGUGACGGUUCCGGGCGAGGCCGUGUUCGAGGCGACGGCGCGCGUUUUCAAAGGUGUGGUCACCGUGGUCGGGGAAGUGCUGCGCAUCUCCCUGUACGGCAACAGCUCGCAUUGCGUGCCCAACAUGCCGUACCGCAAGUUCUGCUACUGCUUGUGGCCCGCCUCCUCACCCCCGUCGGAGUGAGCACCGAGCUUCUUGUCAUAGCCCGCCGCACGCCUGCCUGCGACGCCCAUCAACCAGGCUGUGAUGAACGUUCACAGGCCGAGGCGGCAGUACGCGAGUGGUUGCGCCUGACGUUCAAUAUGCUAAAGCACGUGCGCUUGCGACUAUUGACUACUGUUGUGGCAAGUGUCUUGUGUGCGAUUGACGCGUCUCGCGAUUUUCAGAAAUUAAAUAUGCGUAACGUG
Dermacentor albipictus is the source of this 2512-nucleotide messenger RNA. RefSeq lists its product as uncharacterized. Lineage: Eukaryota; Metazoa; Arthropoda; Arachnida; Ixodida; Ixodidae. The record is from RefSeq and is a predicted model, not a curated record.